Molecule: messenger RNA, 3087 nt
Organism: Cladophialophora bantiana CBS 173.52
Lineage: Eukaryota; Fungi; Ascomycota; Eurotiomycetes; Chaetothyriales; Herpotrichiellaceae
Exons: 4
Coding region: 1-3087 (1028 amino acids)
Source: RefSeq, a predicted model, not a curated record
AUGGACAUUACGCGUCGCCGCAACUUGACAGCGACAAUCCCUUCCCCAUUGCUCAAGAACCUAAACAGAGUCGAGGACCUUGGUUGCUUCGAUGAAGAAGAAUGCCGUUUCUUCCUGCGAGAAGUUGGCGAGCGCGUCGUACCAGUCUACCCUUUCUCCUUUGGCAUGGAAGAAGUGUAUAGCUUGAUCCUCGAGCGAUACGGAUAUGCAGGGCUUCCCGAUGCGACAAGCGUACUUCAAGACCUGCUCGAGAAUGAACGAAAUGCAGCUGGUUUCGGAGACGAUGGAGACGUUUGGCGGUCAUGGCGUCACAGUUGGAGGCACCGAAAUGAUGACGCUCUCAACCCUUUCAUCCCAAAAGUGGGAAGCUUUAUCCUGCAGCAACCCACCCAGCCACACAUUCGUAAACUCAAGGCAAUGAACUUCAUCAUCAAAACUGAAAAAGCCCAAAGACGGGAGCGGGCUCGUCAAGCUGAGGAUGCUGGAAAAAGAAAGGCGUUGAUAGAUAUUUCUCCCAAUCAAAACAGAACAACCGAGUCUCCUCCUAGUGACAUCUUCACAAAGCCUCGGGAAUCGGAUGAAGAGAACGCAUAUCGACUCCCAGCAACCACAUACUCCCAUCAGAGAACUAGAGCCUUGCUGGCAUCGGAAGAUAGAUCGUCGCCGCCCUCCAAUCAAGGGAAAGCUAAGCGGCCAAGCAGGGUUAGAGAGUCGCACGCCACCCAGACAUCAGCAAGUGCCUCUUCACAACAAGAGUUCACUGAAGUGGAACCAUCCUUGCUUGAUGCAGAAAUAGACCCAGCGCUCUUGGUCUCCUUCGAGAUGCUAUCACCUGGUCAGUCAUCCUCAGAGCCACGGCCUACCCUGAGAGGUGGGCAAGGCGAAAUCCUCACUCUCCAACAGAUCGGCUCCUCUCAAGACAACCCUAGCAGCAAGGAUCUCAGUGGGGCCUCACCACCGUCGCAUAUGUUGUCAAGGGCAACCUAUGUUGGCUCUUGCGAGACUCCCUGGAGUCAAGGCAAGCCACAUUCGUCUAGUCCUGUGACUUCAGGGAAGAUCGAGCCACUUAAAGAUUCGGCCAAAGUCGAUAGGCGGGAACUUGCGGAGCACGACAAGUCAGGAGAAAAACAUCGCAAACUUUCGGACAGUCUCAAACAUUUCGCGCGCCGCCCUAUUGGUGACAGUUCCGACUUGGGCAAGAGGACACGUACUGUCAAUCGGCAAGCUAGAGUCUUUGAUGGCACAAUAUGGCAUCCAAAGGUGCGCAAGAGGCAGACAUCACAGGUCAAUCUCCCUGCCGAUGACGAAGCAGUGGUGGAAGAGAGGCGAAGGUCCGUGGUACGACGCAGCCUUACACCGGUCUGGCAGAGACGUGAUUCUUCACGCAACAGCUGGAUAGAAAUUAUGCGGAAUUUCUUUCGGACCGAGUCCGGUUGUUCUAACCAAGCAAAACAGUCCAAGGCUGAAGAUUCAAAUCUAAUUCAAACCGCAGUCCCAGAUUCAGCCACGCCCUCUCACACUCACACUGUCACCAACACUCAGUCCCCAGUUGCGCAAGAGCGAAAACUAUAUGCACUUGGGCUUGACGGAACCAUUGAUCCACGACUGAUCGUGAGAAAAUCCAGAUCUCUCAUGAAUUUCAACAAGCCAUUGCCGCUCAGCCCUGGCGAAAUUGUGCGGUCUCUCUCAACUCAUACUGAGUUUCCACGGUCUCAUCAACCUAAACUUCCAACCCUCAACAGCACUGCUACUUCAGCGGACCUCGAGUACGACUCUCAAGCUCUGACUUCACAGCGUAUUGAUCGAAAGGAAGUCCCCACCAAACACCAGCUCUCGCCUGUUCGCGAAGUCAAGAACCCGUCUGCCGCACACGCAGCCGACCCUCAAAAAGCAGGACAACCCCCACUCUCCGCAAUCACAUACUCUAGCAUCGCCAACAUGAACCCAUUCCAGGACAAUCUUAACCCGGAAGUUCCUGUCUUCCUCCCUGCUGUCUCGGCGCCAGAAGGACUCUUUGCCGUUCGCGGAAAGAUGCCAGAGCACCUUCGUGCCAUGCCAUACACCGUUCCUGAGCACAUUGCACUUUCCAUUCGUCAAGAAUUUCCAAACUUCUGUCUGCCACCACCUCGACCAGUACAACCUGAACGUCGCACCUCGAAGUCGCGGAUCUUUACUCCAAUCAAGAACCUUGUCAACAAGCGCAACAACUCGCAAGAUAUUAACCGUGAUACGCCAACACGAGGUCCUACACCGGAGAAGAAUACACGCAAGAACAGUCUACAGAAGCUUGGCUCUUUUUUGAAACAUCCCUUCGUGUCCCAAGCACCAGCAGAGGUAGAGAAAGUCGACAGCUGGAUGAAGGAGCAUGCCGAAGCCACUGCGCCGCGCACUCUCGUCUCUCUCGAUCCAGCAACUCAGGCACGCAUUCUCGGAGACGUCGAACUAAUCCUGGUAACCGCUACAAACAACUUCCUCGUCCACGAGGCCAACGCGGCACGUCUUAACCCCGAGAUUGUCAUGCGUUUCAGCUACGACUGGAGAGCCCAUGGUCUUCGUCCCGUGGUCGAGUUUCUCUACGACUGCCGCACCCAGUACCAUCUCGUAUUGGCCAAUAUGCACUCAGUCGAAUUCUCGACCACGUGCAGCCAAUCCGUCCACCUGCGCGACUCAUGCAUGCAGGUCUGGUCCACCAUCGUCGACGACGUCUCAGUGCACGCCUUCUGCCUCCCUGACGACAUCGUCGUCAAGCACCUCUACGCCCUCCCACAAGUGUUGAGGAUGCUGCGCGCCCCUCAGUCAGCGCAUCUGGCUGUCCGAGGCCUUCAGUUGAAGACCUCGGCCAAAAUUGCCGAGCGCAAGGCCUUGGGCCGAGCGCGGAAGGCCGCUCGUGGCCCAUUUGCCGUCCGCGUGCCCCAGUACGGGGACGGGCUGUUCCACCGGCGCGAUAUAAGCGUCGACUCAGAGGAGGAUGUGUUUGGCGGUCUUGAGGCCGUCGUGGCCAACAUGCCGGCGCCGGCGUCGCUUGCUGCGGCACUAGACGGACCAGGCCCCACCGUCCGCAAGGACCAUCGGGCCGGCGUCCUCUAG